Dacryopinax primogenitus is the source of this 2334-nucleotide messenger RNA. RefSeq names its product methylmalonate-semialdehyde dehydrogenase. Lineage: Eukaryota; Fungi; Basidiomycota; Dacrymycetes; Dacrymycetales; Dacrymycetaceae. Bases 1 to 1638 code for a protein of 545 amino acids. Gene Ontology annotation, molecular function: malonate-semialdehyde dehydrogenase (acetylating, [NAD(P)+]) activity; methylmalonate-semialdehyde dehydrogenase (acylating, NAD+) activity. Gene Ontology annotation, cellular component: mitochondrion. The record is from RefSeq and is a predicted model, not a curated record. The transcript has 19 exons. Gene Ontology annotation, biological process: thymine catabolic process; L-valine catabolic process.
AUGUACAGACGGCCUGUUUCUCUCCACACCGGGCGACACCUCAGAUAUUACGCCCUCUAUGCUCGACCUCCGCUGGAAGGCUUAACACCCCAGGCUCGCUCCAUUGCUGAACAAUUGACAGAAGACUGGAAAGGCACGAGCCAUGCGGGCGGGAAGGUCAAGAAUUACAUUGGCGGAGAGUUUGUCGAGAGCAAGGCCACCAAAUUCCAUGAUAUCUGCGACCCCGCCACGCAAACCUUGCUUUCUCAGGUUCCUGAAACGACCACUGACGAGUUUGAGCAAGCAACUGCGGCUGCUGUCCAUGCUUACAAGACUUGGAGCAAGACUAGUAUCUUGACCAGACAGCGAAUGGCUCUGGAGCUUCAACAUCUGCUCCGCAAGCAUGGAGACGCCCUAGCAAAUUCUAUCGUCUUGGAACAAGGCAAAACUCUUGGAGAUGCCAAAGGCGACGUUCUCCGUGGUCUUCAGGUAGUAGAAACAGCUUGUAGCAUCACUUCGACCCUCAUGGGUGACAAAAUCGAAGUCAGCAAGAAUAUGGACACAGAGACACGUCGCUUGCCUCUUGGUGUCUGUGCGAGCGUUGCCCCUUUCAACUUUCCUGCCAUGAUACCUCUCUGGACUAUUCCGAUGGCCGCAGCGACAGGAAACACACUGAUUCUGAAGCCUUCCGAGCGCGAUCCAGGAGCUGCAAUGAUCAUUGCCGAACUUUGCGAGCUUGCAGGUCUUCCUCCUGGCGUGCUCAACGUUGUCCAUGGGACGGUGCCAACAGUGAACGCAAUCUGCGACCAUCCUGCAAUCAAGGCCAUCAGCUUUGUGGGCGGUGACCGUGCGGGAAAGCAUAUCUAUCAACGUGGUACGAUGAAUGGCAAGCGAGUGCAAGCGAAUCUUGGUGCCAAAAACCAUGCUGUCAUACUACCGGAUGCAAAUCCCAACCUUGCCCUCAAUUCAAUCAUAGGGGCUGCUUUUGGUGCGGCCGGCCAGCGGUGCAUGGCAAUUUCUGUCGCUGUGUUCGUUGGACCAUCUAAACAGUGGCUCCCAGAACUCGUGGAGCGGGCAAAGAAACUCAAUGUGAAUGCUGGAUUUGAGCCUGGUGCUGACUUUGGGCCAGUCAUCUCUCCACAGGCGAAAGAGCGGAUAGUGCGCUUGAUCGGCUCCGCUGAAAAUGAAGGAGGCAGGAUCCUGCUUGACGGUCGUUCAAUUAAUGUGCCCAAUUAUCCGCAUGGUAAUUUUGUUGGACCCACCGUGAUUGAAGCUGUGACCACAAUGGAAUGUUACAAAACUGAGAUUUUUGGCCCUGUCCUUGUUUGCCUGGAAGCUGAUACAUUGGAUGAUGCUCUGGAUAUCGUUAAUGCCAAUUACUAUGGUAACGGUGCCGCUGUUUUCACCCAAUCGGGUGCUGCAGCUCGCAAGUUCGAGUAUGAGUGUAAUGUUGGUCAAAUCGGUGUGAAUGUACCGAUACCUGUGCCAUUGCCUAUGUUCUCUUGGAGCGGGAACAAAGGUAGCGUCCUUGGUGAUAUUUCUUUCUAUGGGAAAAGUGGCCUCAAUUUCUACACGCACAACAAGACAACAACCAGUCUCUGGCGUGCACAAGACGCCACGGCCAACAAGGCAUCGGUCGAUAUGCCAACCAUGCGCUGACUUCGUACAUGGUUGUAAUUCCUUUUCGACACUAACUUACGUUUGCGCCGAUAACAUGCUUACAUAUAUGUCAAAAUUGAUAACAUCUGACAUGAAGUUACUGGGACACUUGUCCGUUUUCCUUCCAGCAAGCUUCACCCCCCGCGUAAUACUCGCGCUUCCAGAUUUGCGCAUUCGCCUUGAUUUCCUCCAAUAACGUCUCACAGGCGAGGAAGGCGAUCUUUCGAUGGGGUGCAGAAACUGCUAUAAUGAUAGAGCACUCGCCAACGGGUACGUUGCCAAUACGAUGGUGACAAGCCAAUCGAAUCAAGUCUGCGUUGUGUGCACGUAAAUUAAGCAUGAUUUUGCUCAUAGUGUGCAGUGCCAAUGUGGUGUGGGCCUCGUACUCAAGUCGAAUCACUUGUUUGCCUUCAGUUUUUUGUCAGCUGAAGACAACUGAAACAAUCUCUCGCAGUGCAUUCACCUUCGAAAGUAUUUCUCGUAGUACCAGCGAAAAAUACGAGGGCUCCAGCCCCCUCAUCUUUAAUGUUUUGCAUCACCGUGACAAGAUCGAGGUCUCUCUCCGUGAUCUCACAAAUGUCUCCAUCCACAGUGGUCGUUCUCGAUGAGAAACUUGGCGUGACACAUGAUGCGGUAGACAUAACGGAGACCGAGCAGGAAGAUAGAACCGCAAACCAAAAUGUCUGUUCACGGUAU